Poeciliopsis prolifica (blackstripe livebearer) is the source of this 5613-nucleotide messenger RNA. It is a transcript of the gene capn7, whose product is annotated as calpain 7. The record is from RefSeq and is a predicted model, not a curated record. Gene Ontology annotation, biological process: proteolysis. The coding region runs from base 250 to 2715 and encodes 821 amino acids. Gene Ontology annotation, molecular function: calcium-dependent cysteine-type endopeptidase activity. Lineage: Eukaryota; Metazoa; Chordata; Actinopteri; Cyprinodontiformes; Poeciliidae. The transcript is spliced from 21 exons.
CUCCUUGGUUGUUUUGAUGUCGGCUGGUUUUGUAGUCAUUUAUCAUAAGGAGAAGCAAAACUUUUCCUUAGUCUGUUUAAUUGUGUUUUACUGGAAAGAAUACGCAGAAUAACCUUUAAAAUGGGCAGAAGUCGAAGUUGAUUAAGGAAACUGAGUGGCGAAUUAAGGUAAACAUUACUUAAGCCAUUAGCUGUCCUGUUCACUGGCUAGCAAAGAGCUCGUUACUCUGUCAUUAAAGUUGGGUUCAACAUGGAUUGUACGGCGCUGGAAGUCGACGCUUUCAAAUUCGCGAAAACUGCUGUAACCUAUGACCAGAAUGCCAAAUAUAAUGAGGCUGUGUUUUAUUAUAAGGAGGCAGCCCAGGCUCUUAUAUAUGCAGGCAUGGCAGGGUCCAAACUGGAGGGGCUCCAGGACAAAGUGAGUGAAUACUUGGACCGUGUUCAGGCUCUCCACAAUGCAGUACAGUCCCAGAAGAGCGACCCGCUGAAGUCGCGCCAUCAAGUGGAUCUGGAGCGUGCCCACUUCCUGGUUACCCAGGCCUUUGAGGAAGAUGAGAAGGGGAAUGAUGAUGAAGCUGUAGAGCUGUACACUCAGGCAGUGGAGCUGUGCAUCAAAACAUCAAACGAGUCAUCCGACCAAAGUCUUCAGAUGAAGUUGAAGCAACUGGCUCGUCAAGCUUUGGACAGAGCGGAAGGUCUUAAAGAGUCGCAGUCCAAAUCGAACUCGGCACAGUCUCAGGACAGAACAAAGCCCGGCAACAGCUCUUGUUCUGGUGGACCGGUGCGUCAGUUUUUCCCCCUUGGUCCAGACUUCUCCCUCCAUGACCGACAGCAGCCUCAACCAAUCAGAGCGGUCCAGUCAAGUGAACCCCAGGGUCAGCGGUACACAUCAGAGGAGAUCGAGGUCCUCAGGAGUACAUCUACAAUCAACGGCAUCGCCUAUGUGCCCUUUAUGAGUGUGGACUUAAAGGAACGAUUUGCCUUCCCUGUGCCCUUCUCAGACAAAACUGGGAAACUCGCCCUGUCACCCAAACAGAAAGCCAUUUUCUCCCGCUGGGUUCGACCAGAUGAGAUCUGCAAUAAUCCCACCAUGAUCAUGUCUGUGUCCAGCUUCAGCAUCAAACAGACAGUAGUCUCUGACUGUUCAUUUGUGGCUUCACUGGCCAUCAGUGCAGCUUAUGAGAGGCGUUACAACAAGAAACUCAUCACCAGCAUAAUCUACCCUCAGAACAGGCGAGGGGAGCCAGAGUAUAAUCCUUGUGGAAAGUACAUGGUCAAACUUCACAUCAACGGAGUGCCCAGAAAGGUGAUUAUUGAUGACUACCUGCCAGUGGAUCGUAACGGAGAGCUGCUCUGCUCCUACUCUAGUAACCGGAAUGAGUUAUGGGUUUCCCUGAUAGAGAAGGCCUACAUGAAGGUGAUGGGUGGCUACGAUUUCCCCGGCUCCAACUCGAAUAUUGAUCUGCAUGCACUCACUGGCUGGAUCCCUGAGCGCAUUGCUAUGCACUCUGACAAUCAGUCAUUCAACAAGGAAGACACCUUCCGCAUGCUCUUCCAAAGAUUUCAUAGGGGUGAUGUUCUCAUCACCACAGCAACAGGAGUGAUGACUGAGGAGGAAGGGGAGAGAUGGGGCUUAGUGCCAACACAUGCCUAUGCAGUUCUUGAUAUCAGGGAAUACAAGGGAAUGCGUUUCCUGCAGCUGAAAAAUCCGUGGAGUCAUCUGCGGUGGAAGGGGCGCUACAGUGAGCGAGAUGAGAAAAACUGGACUCCAGAGCUCCUUAAAUACCUCAACUUUGACCCCAAGACAGCACAGAAGUUUGAUAAUGGGGUUUUCUGGAUUUCAUGGGAGGAUCUCUGUCAGUAUUAUGAUGUCAUUUAUCUAAGCUGGAAUCCUGCACUGUUUAAGGACUCCUCCUGUAUUCACAGUAGCUGGGAUGGAAAGCAGGGACCUGUGAAGGACGUCUACAGCCUCGCAAAUAAUCCUCAGUACAAGCUGGAGGUCCAGUGUCCAGCAGGGGGAGCCGCUGUGUGGGUGCUGCUCACCAGACACAUCACAGACAAGGACGAUUUUGCUCAAAACAGGGAGUUUAUCACACUGGUUGUUUACAAGACAGAAGGCAAGAAGGUUUACUACCCAGCCGACCCUCCUCCUUAUAUCGAUGGGAUCCGCAUCAACAGCCCUCACUAUCUGACCAAGAUACGGCUGACCUCUGCAGGAACACACACCUUCACACUCGUGGUUUCUCAGUAUGAGAAGCAGAACACCAUCAACUACACUCUGCGGGUCUACACUGGAUGCAAAUUCACCUUUGCCAAAAUCCCAAAUCCCUUCACUCACACUAAAAGGAUCAAUGGCCAGUGGAAAGGAGUCAGCGCCGGCGGUUGUGGGAACUACAAGGACUCAUACAAAAACAACCCCAUCUACCAAAUAAACCUGGAGCGGCCCGCCCCCCUGCUGGUGGAGCUGCGAGGUUCCAGGCAGUACAGUGUCGGGUUUGAGAUGGUAACAGUGUCAACGGUGGGUGAUCCAGGAACGGCUCCUUUCCAGAAGAAGAACAGUGGAGAUUACAGAUGCGGUUUCUGCUACAUGGAGUUGGACCAUGUCCCAGCAGGCAUCUACAACGUCACCCCCACCACCUUCUUGCCUAAACAGGAAGGACCUUUCUUCUUGGACUUUGCCAGCACUUCUCCCCUCAAAGUCUCCCAGCUCCAGUGAUGACAGAGCGCAGGACAAAAAAAACAAACAGAAAAGGGCAAGAAGGUAACGUGGAGAAGAAGGCAUUAUGGGAUCUUCAUAGGACUGCAGUUUAAAAAUGAAUGAAAUAAUGAGCGCUUCCUGCAGCUGCUUUACUUCCCCUGCCUUCACACAGUGCAGCCUCUCCAAGUUUAAAUGGACAGAUGGUUGGUUCUCUGUUAAAUGAACCAAGAACAAUGCCUAAUUCUAUGAAAAACAAAGUUUGAUAAACUAUUAUAAAAAAUAAUCUAAUCAUGGGACACAAGACAUUGGCAUGAAAACAUAAAUGCAAGGUAGUUGCUGCCCUGGUCAGUUUAUGUUCACUCAUCAUUGGCAUGGAUGUCAAAAUACUUUUGGUCUUUUCAAGAGACAUUUGAACUUUUUUUUUUUUUUCCCCGCCCCCGAGUGGAAUAAUUACCAACAUACUUUACAGUGUAUUUUAUUUAUUUAUUUGUUUUUUAUGUGAAUCAAGUCCACAAUUUAUUUUUAACUUUUUCCCUAAUCGACAGAAAUGAAAAUAUUUACAUACACUCCACUAAUAUUUGAAAUAGUUUCAGAAAAACCAACAAGAUCUUGAAAUAAUUCUGGGUGAAUAUUGAUCCUCUUCUUAUCAUCUGCUGAAUUACACCGCUCUCAUUCAGAAACAACCAAUCAGAGCCGGGAGGUGUGUCUUAAUGCGGUUAAUCAUCCUCAUGUACAUGCUCCUUCUAGCUCACCACAAGGUGCUAUUAGCAUGGUCACUGGUGAUGGAUGAUACAAAUUUUCUGUAACGUUAAGUUGCUUCUCCACCAGUUGCACAUUAAGCAGCACUUACAUAAGGUUGAUUGACUACAUCAGGACCCUCCUCCUGGCUCUGAUUGUUUUUUUCUGAUCGGGAACGGUUUAUUUUUGAAGAUGACAGUAGAAGCACUGGCAUGAGCUUUCACAAAUGAUCUCACAUGUUACAAACAAAUAUGUUAGAGAAAACAUUGUUCACAAAAUUAAUACUGCAGCUUUAAGAUAGAUGUAUUAUUUAUUUCAAUAGCAUAAUGAAACACUGGAAAAUUAAAUGCAGGUCUUUAACAAUUAUUGAUAAAGAAGAUUUUUUUUUUUACCUCUAUUUCCUGCUUUCUUGUUGCCAUUUGGAGGCUUAAAAACAUCAAUAUUUUUCAUGGGUUUUUUUCUGUCUUUCAUGUUUUUAAUUUUAAGAGUGCCUAAGAAAAAUGGGUCUCAUGCCAUAUUUUAGACCCAAGGAAAACAGGAAGUAGUCGAUUAAAAUUAAGAAUGAAAGUGUUUCAGUCACAUUUAUGGGGGGAUUUUUCAAUGUGAGAUCAAUCUACAACUAUAAAAAUGAAGGAUUUCACACAUGUUUGUGUCCUUUAAGUAGAUGUGUAAAAUGAUUGCCAAGUUACUGAAUGUGUCCCAACAUCACAGUUUGGUUCUCAAGUUCCUAAAGCUCAUGAAGUUGCUUUACUUUUAAAAAUAUCAAAACAAAAUAUCAAAAAAUGUUUUCUUGAGUUAGCUAUCAAAUCAGUCAACUAUUACUUAAUAUAAAAGAGAAAAACCUGCUGAAACGGUAACAUCUUGUAAAGUGUUGCCACCAAUUAUUUGCUAACAAUGUCAAAUGGCAGGAAAUGUUCUUCUUCUGAACCUUGUCGUGGUUUUUAAACUCAGGAGCAGCACAGGGAAUCCAGCAUGGCAGCAUCUGAAUGAUGUCUGCUCUUUGUGUCUCAGUGUGGUGCUGAGUCUUCACUGCAGCACCUGCUUCUGGCAGGUGUCACUGUACUGUAUGUGUUCUACCUAAGUCUUUAUUGCCAAGUAUCAUUGUUCUGUUUAUCUUUGCUGUGCAGCACUUUUUUUCAUGUUUAUUAUCAAACUACAGUUGUGGAGGAAAUUAAAAUGUGAUUUUUUUUUCUCAACCAACCCUGUCAGUUAAAUAUCUGCUACUCACCAGGAGAAUAAAACUUGGAUCUGUUCUUUAUACUAGAUUUCACUCAAUUAGGGCUUCAUAAAUGAGUGAAUAUUUUUAGACUCACUGGAGUUUAGUGGAGCUGAGAUUAUUUUUGACUUUUGAAAUGUAGAAAUUUAGGACAAGUUCUUCCCCACUUUGGUGAAUUGAAUUUGCUAAAAUUUUAUGAAGUCAGUAGCUCCAUACUGUUACUGCUAAACUUCAGAAACACACUGCUCAAAAAAAGAAAGGGAACACAGUGUUCCCUUUCUAAGUGGAUGAAAUGGGUUUCAUUUUAUUUUCAAUUUAAAAACUGAAUAUCAUGACACUAGGGAUUAUUGUUUACUCAAAAAAACUGUUUGAACAUUUUCAAAGAAUGACUAGUCAUAUUACAUGACUCGUUUUAGAUCUGCACAGAUGAGUCUCACCUUCUGUGCUUUCAGUUAUGACCUUUCCAUUCAAACUCAUUAGAUUUCCCAGAAUGCUGCCAAAUGUCGACUAUAAUAUUUACCAUACAGCAUAAAACUGACUUUUAUUGACAAAAAUGUUCUGCUGCUUUACACUCUAGUUAUUUUAAAGAUUUAAAUCCAUGUUUUUGACUCACUGUGUGCCCCCAUGUGCAGUAGUAUGACUGGCUGUAAAUGAAAUAUUGGCUGAGCCAAAAUUUAACAAAAGGGUAAAAUGAUCUUUUUACAUGUUUCUUUGAAUUGUCCAUUAUACAGAAUUUCUGUGUAAUGGUUGAUACAUAAUUUAUUGUCAUAAAAGCCAUUUUUCAUUCUAUUUUAUUUCUUUGAUUUGUUUACCAGUGAAGAGGUCUACAAAUGCAGCAGGACAAUCUUGUACCAGCCUGUUGUUGUAUGAAUGUUGAUGUAAUGUUUGCUGAACUUGCACUAAAUGUUGAAUAGACUGAUGUGAUGAACUCAAAGUUUAAAUACAGGGAAAUGAUUAUAUCA